AUGAAACCGGUAAUUAGAUGCCCCGAUGGGUCCCCGGAGCGUAUGGAGGUACCCGCAGCAGGGAGCCGGCAGAUGAUGAUUGAGACCGGGACGACCCGGAGUAGGAGCCGGUGUCUGCCGCUCUUUCUCCUGCUCCUUCUCGGCGGCAGCUGCCACAUGUUGCACGGCCAAGAAUCAGAGGUGGCUCCCUACCUGAGAGGGGGUGGACCAGGGCAGCAGGUGAUGUUGGAGGGAAACAGGCUGGUGCUGACCUGCCUGGCAGGAGGCAGCUGGCCUCUGCAGUACCGUUGGACUCUCAACAGCAGCAACAUCACCGACUGGACACCACAGUACAGGCUGUCUGUCCCAUCUCUGAAGAGGACUGAUGCUGGCCUGUAUCAGUGUAUGGUGAGGAACAGGAUGGGAGCAGUAAUACACAGGAGAACAGAGGUGCAGGUGGCAUUUUUGGGGAGCUUCUCCUCUGAGGAGCAGAGAAAGACUGUGACUCAGGGCAGAGCAGCCAUCAUCGGCCUGCCUCCCCUCGCUUCUUUCCCCCGACCCCUAGUCACAUGGUUCAAAGAUGGACACAAGAUCAUCCCCAACAACCGAAUAGCAAUCACUACGGACAAUCAGCUGGUCGUCCUGGCAACCACUGCGACGGAUGCAGGACGUUACCAUGUCGAGGCGGUGAACGAGAUGACAGGAGAGAAUGUGACAAGUCCCGCCGUCUACCUGAGCAUCUCAGUUGGCAAGAAGAACCGUGGGUCAACAGAUCCUGAGUCAGAGCUUGUGGCGCCAACGAUUGUGAUUGGACCUAAAGACACAACAGUGGUAGCAGGGAGCGAGGCUACACUGGAGUGCAUCGCUAAUGCCAGACCGGUUGACAGCCUCAUGGUGUCAUGGAAACGCGAUGGGCGUCGGCUGGCCAGUGGGCGUCGGCUCAUUAUUCCUGCCCCCACCUCUUCUGACACAGGGCUAUAUGUUUGCGAAGCGUUACUUAGCAACAGCACUGCCAAACCUGUGGAGGCAAGGGCACACCUCACUGUAAUGGAACAACCCUCUCUGACUGCUCAGCCCAAGACGAAGAUCUUCGCUGAGCUUGACAGGAAUGUAGAUAUCCCCUGCCUCGCUACAGGCGUGCCCCAGCCCAGGAUAGAGUGGUAUAAGGACACAGUGCCUCUUUCCAAACUGGCCAACCCUCGCUAUAAGGUCAUCACAGCAACGGGGCUGACGGUACGCAGAGUGCAGCCAGGAGACGGAGGAAUAUUCCAGUGCUUUGCUCGCAACGCUGCCGGAGAGACCCAGGCACACACACAGCUCCAUGUGUCCAGUGUGGCCCCCACAUUUACAUUCCCUCCAUCUGACCAAACGGUAACUGAUGGCAACAAAGCCUUGUUUACCUGCCAGACGAGUGGAGCUCCAAAACCUGCCAUCACUUGGAGGAAAGGAUUGCAGGUCUUGGCCAGCGGCUCUGUCCAGGUUCCCGGGUUCACCCUGUUGCAGUCAGGUGGUUUGCAGAUUCAGCCGGUCAGCUUCCAGGAUUCAGGAGACUACACCUGCAUUGCCUCCAACUCAAAGGGAACCAUCAACACCACUGCUACACUCACCGUCUGGAGUCGUACAGUCAUUUCUGUGCCUCCAACAGACCAGCGUGUUAUCAAAGGAACCACUGCUAUUCUGGACUGUAAUGCUACACAUGACCCCAGAGUCAAUAUCAGCUUCACGUGGGAUCGUGGUGGUGUGCCAGUCCUUCCAACCAGUGGGGGCCGUGUUUCUGUCCGCCAGGGCUCUCUUACUAUUGGCCAGACAUGGUCAGGUGACAUUGGGGAUUACACCUGCACUGUAACAUCACAGGCUGGCAAUGACUUUCGCUCUGCACGCCUCGAAGUCAUUGAGCUACCGCAUUCUCCUCGCUCCCUGACGGCCCGUCUCAACGACUCUGACUCCCGUUCCGUCCUCCUUUCCUGGCUACGCCCCUUCGAUGGGAACUCCCCUCUUCUGUACUACCUGCUGGAGCUAUCUGAGAACAACUCUCCAUGGAAAGUUUACCUAUCAGAGGUCGAUCCUGCAGUGACUGAGGUAUCAGUGGGCGGGCUCACACCUGCCAGGACCUAUCAGUUCAGACUUUGUGCUGUCAAUCAAGUGGGCAGGGGUCAGUACAGCGCGGAGACGCAGAGAUUGAUGCUGAGGGAGGAGGCACCAAGUGCUCCUCCGAAGAAUAUCGUGGCUAGUGGGCGGACCAACCAGUCCAUCAUGGUCCAGUGGCAGCCUCCACCAGAACCCCAGCUCAACGGAGUCCUUCGAGGAUAUGUACUCAGGUACCGUCUGGCAGGGCUGCCAGGGGACUACCAGGAGAAGAACAUCAGCAGCCCAGAGACCAACUACUGUCUGCUGAAAGAUCUGAUCAUCUGGACACAAUACCAGAUCCAGGUGGCCGCCUACACCGGAGCCGGCCUGGGUGUCUACAGCAGUCCUGUCACUGAGUACACUCUGCAGGGAGUUCCCACAGCACCUCCGCAGGAAGUAGAGGUUAUAGCUAUCAAUUCAACCACCAUCCGCUUCACAUGGAACCCUCCACCUCAGCAGUUUAUUAAUGGCAUCAACCAGGGAUACAAGCUGCUGGUCUGGCCAGAGCAGUCUCCAGAGGACAUUAUAGUAGUAACCAUCACCCCGGACUACCCAGGGUCACGCCAUACAGGAUUAGUCAGCGGACUCAAGAAAUUUACCUGGUACUUUGGCACCACCCUUUGCUUCACAACACCUGGAGACGGGCCCCGCAGCCCACCCACCCUGCUGCAGACACAUGAGGACACACCUGGCCCCGUUCAUCACUUGACCUUCACUGAAAUCUUAGACACAUCACUCAGAGUCAGCUGGGCAGAGCCUGAAGACAAGAACGGCAUCAUUACUGGCUAUGUAUUGUGGUGGGAAGUGUCUGACAUAGAGUCGAGUCGUGAGGAACGUUCUCUGUCCAACUCCACCCUGCAGUACCAGCUGACCGGCCUCACCUCCACCACCCUGUACACACUACAGGUGGCAGCGCUCACUGCCGCAGGACGGGGCGUGGUGACAUCCUCCACCAUCUCCACCGGAGUCCCACCAGAACUUCCUGGAGCACCAUCUAACUUAGUCAUCUCCAACAUAAGCCCUCGGACAGCAACACUUCGGUUCCGCCCUGGUCCUGACGGAAAGACAGCAAUAUCACGAUGGAUUGUUGAAGGACAGGUACUAAAGGAGCAUGGAAAGGAGGAGGCUUGGAGAGUUGUCUACCAGAAAGACAACAAGCCAGAUGCAGACACACUGGAGAUCCCCGACCUCACUCCUUUCACUCAGUACCGGUUCAGGAUGCGUCAAGUGAAUAUUGUGGGGUCUAGUCCCAUGAGUGCCCCCUCCAGGCUGAUUCAAACCUUACAGGCAGCCCCCGACACGCACCCCUCUAACCUAACCCUGCUGUUAGCUACACAGACCAGCCUGCGCUUAGGCUGGAAGCCUCUCCCUGAGUCCGAGUACAACAGCAGCCCAGAGACUGUAGGCUACCGGCUGCGUGUGUGGAGGACAGACGGGCAAGGGGAGGACAGGACUGAGGAUCUAGACGGAUCAGGAGGGACCAGUGAGGCCACAAUAGAGGGUCUGAAUCCCUGGACCCAGUACCAGGUUCAGAUACAGGCCUACAAUUCCAUAGGACCUGGACCGUGGAGCAACACUGUCGCCGCAAACACUGCAGAAUCUGUUCCAUCUGGAUCUCCGAUGAAUAUGAAUAGUUCUCCAGCCUCCUGCCAUGCACUCCUCAUGACUGUUUCUGUUUUUAGACAUGUUUUGUAUAGUGAGAAGGACUCAGACGGCCCCCCCAGUGUUCAGGUGGCAAAAGGAGAGGGGAGUGUGUCGCUGCUCCUCAGGGUUCUCCAAAAAUACACAGUGUAUGUGCUGCAGGUGCUGGCGUACACACGGACGGGUGACGGCCCUCCCAGCAACCCCAUACUGCUCCGAACCAAAGAAGAUGUCCCAGGCCCCCCUGUCAGGAUGGUGUUUCCAGAAGUUCGAUUGUCGUCAGUCAGGGUGGUUUGGCAGCCACCCGCAAACCCCAACGGAAUCAUAUUAGGCUACCAGAUCUCCUACUGCCUCGACAGCAGGGACCCUCUGCGCUGGACCACGGUGGAGGUGGGCUCAAACGCUCGCCAGUUCACCGUCACAGGACUAUCCUCCGAGAAGACCUAUAUGUUCCGACUCACUGCUCGCACCGCCACGGGCUGGGGUGAAGAACAGGAAGCCCUGGUUAUUACCACUGAACGUAGAGAGCGUCCCCAGCCGCCCAGGAAGUUGUCUGUUCCUCAGGACGGGGUCGAAUCGUGCCGCCUCCGCCUCCACUGGGUGACCGGUGGCUCCGGCUCAUCUCCCCUGAGGUACUUCACUCUGCAGGUCAAACAGCUGCCCAACGGGGACUGGAACACACACAUCGCUGACAUCCCACACAACGUGACCGCCUGGACUGUGGACAGGUUAAAGCCCUUCACAUCAUACAAGUUUCGGAUGCUGGCCACGAACGAUGUAGGAGACAGCCUCCUCAGCAAAGAGACAGAGGCCGUUACAACUCUGCAGGAUGUGCCUGAUGAGCCUCCAGUGAUUCUCGCAGUGAAACCAACAACCACUACCUCAGUUCUGGUGCAAUGGAAGCGUCCCAGUGAUGACAGUAUUAAUGGGGUGUUGACUGGAUACAGGCUGUACUAUAGAGAACUUCCAGUAAACAACUCCACUUUCACUGAAGCAGAAAUCCAGACAACCAAAAACACCACCGCAGGUGCAAUCAUUACAAGUAAGAGCACCUUCAAGACAGUCAGCAGUGCCUCGCUAACAGAGUUUGAGUUGACACAGCUAAAGAAAUUCAAACGUUACCAGAUUGUUAUGACAAGCUACAACAUCAUCGGAGAGGGCCCACCCUCCACCCCAGUUGAGGUGUCUGUGGGAGAGGCAGCUCCAUCAGUGGCCCCCCAGUCCAUCAGAGUGUCAGCUGUGUCUCCCUCUAUCCUGGAAGUGACCUGGGACACCCCCCCCCUUGAGACCCAGAAUGGACUCAUCCAAGGAUACAAGAUCCACUACUGGGAGAGGGACAAGCAGAACCAGAGUGAAAAGGUGAAGGUGAUUUUUGUACCAGACACCCGUGUGCAUCUCACCAACCUGACCAGCUACAUGCCUUACCUGGUCACGCUGACAGCUUUCAACACGGCUGGAGAUGGACCGCCCAGUGACCCCCGCGGGGCUCGGACUCUGCAGUCUGCUCCCAGCCAGCCCAGCUACCUGUACUUCUCAGAGGUGACAGGAGGAAGUGUCAACGUGUCCUGGGGAGCUCCGCUCACUCCUAAUGGACAGCUGGAGGGCUACAGGGUCGUCUAUCAGCCCACGGCUCCCGUACAAGGAGUGAGUAAAGUUGUGACAGUGGACGUGAAGGGCAGCUGGCAGCGAUGGCUGAAGGUUCGGGACCUGGUCAAGGGAGCGACGUACACGUUCAGUGUUCAGGCUCUCACAGUCAGCCAUGGACCACCCAUACAGGCAAACAUCACUGCUCAGCCUGUGCAAGGCACCCCUGGGUCUCCUAUGGAAAUGUCCAUCACCAAGACAUCCUCUGCUCUCAAUAUCCACUGGUCAGAGGGAGAUAUCGGUGCAGCACCUGUGACUGGAUACGUUAUUGAGGCUCGCCCCUCAGACGAAGGGGUGUGGGAUUCCUUCAUCAGACCCCUCCCUCCCAGCAGCAGGUCUGUUUCAGUGCCGAUGGAGCGCCUGAGGUCGGGGAUCAGCUACGAGUUCAGAGUCAUCGCUGUAAAUCGCUAUGGUUACGGACAGCCGAGUACACCCUCCGCUUCUCUCGCUGCGCUUUCGGAGCGUCCGUUCUAUGAAGAGUGGUGGUUCCUGCUGGUCAUGGCUCUGGUUGGACUCAUCCUCAUUCUGGUCUUGGUCUUCACACUGCUGCUGCAUGGACACAGUACCAAGUACAAGGCCUGUGGCACAGGGAAGCACGUGUCCACAGCGGAGGAGUCUGUAACUCUGGACAACGGAGGCUUCACCGCUCUGGAGCUCAACAGUAGAACGCUCAACACCAAGAACUCCUUCCUGAAAAAGAACGGGACCAGGUCUCCUCCCAGGCCUAGUCCAGGUGGUCUUCACUACUCUGACGAGGACAUCUGUAACAAUUAUAAUGGAGCCGUGCUCACUGAGAGCACCACGCUCACUGAGAAACCCACUGAGGUCUCUGAGUCAGAGUUAACAGACAGUGACUACGAGGACGAGCAGCCAAAACACUCCUUCGUCAACCACUACAUGAGCGACCCCACCUACUACAACUCCUGGAAGCGGCAGCCAAAAGGCCUUAAAGGGAUCGGCACUCCUUUUGGCUACGAGGAGUGUGCCACCGCAGACGCGGAGCCCUACUACCAGACCGUGGUCACCCAGCACAGCACAGGCGGCGUGUACACACCCACAGGGCAGCCUGCGCACACACACGUCAACCCCAACACCAACCCGCCGGGAUCGCGCACCCCCGUGACGGGGUUCUCCUCAUUUGUUUGACUCUAGAGACAAAACCUGCACAAAAUGAUGCACACACGUACACAAAAUGAAGGAGGGGGGGCCGUUGCGUGUUUGGUGUUAAGCAGAAAGAGCUGAUGGCUUCAGAGGAGAGAGGAGGACAGGAUGAGGGGUCGUGUGACGGACUGGUGUCGAAACAACCCUUCAUGCCCCAAAGAACUAAACCUACAUUUCUCACUCGCCCUCUCCCCUCGUUCACAAAGAUCCUCACUGUGUCAACGAGUGUGUGUUGCUCUCCUACUCUUUUACGCCUCUGUGUCACAGUGCGUACACACACAGUUACUGUUCUUGUUUCCACAAAACACACACACACACACACACACACAUUCACACCGGCGGUAACACCAGAUAUUCAUGCCUAUUCCAGAGACUCUCCAACGAGAGCUGAGAGCUAAAUGAGUCAGUUUGUGUAAAUGUCAAGGAGAGAAUUCAACCUCGAACGGGUUGAACACUGAAUUUCUGCACAACGCUUCUUCUCUGUUUUCUGUAUCUACACAUAAGUGCACAAACUCACACACAUGCAUUCUCUUUCAGUAUCUCCCGCUGGGAGAGAGGAACUUAAAGGAUGAGAACUGAGAAAAGAUGGCACAGGAGGAAGCAGCUUUUGCUGACAGGCUGGUUCAUCCACACAAAAAACGGAGCCGUCAGAUUUAAAAGACCACCACACGGAGGAAAAGAAAAAAUACCAAUCGAUACUCAUCGCACUUGAUAAAGGAUGGGGAGAGAGUGUGGACGAGGGUUCUUCAGCACUUAAGGCAUUCUCAGUGAGAGUGUUGCAUGGAUUCUGAGAGCGAUCUGUGAUGUCUGUGUUGGAUAAUAUGAAAAACCAUGUUUUUUUACCGUCUACUGCCUGUUGUCAACGCUCCUUACACGACAGCCCCCAAGCCAUAAUGCUUGCACUGAGCCAGACCCCACACAUUUCAUCUUUAUUCUGCUGAAGUUUAAUUUUUUACAAGUUUGAGCGUGUGCGUGUUUGAGGGUGACACGUGUGUACAAGCAUGCGUGUAUAAAUGGCUGUAUGCCCUGUUCAUCCGUCUCUGUUGUUCACUGCUAAGCAAAGUGUGCCAUUGUAUGUAUGUUUGUAUUUUUAAGAUGGAUUUUGUACAGGGAAACCCUUUUUACUUGUGUGCUGUUGUAUGUAGUUCAGCCAUGUUUGUGUAAUUCCAAAGCAAAUAGUGAAACAGCACUGGAGGGAAGUCGCAGCUACAACGAUGGAUUAACAGGAAAAGGAGGAGGCAAAGUCAAGGUCAUUCAACAAGAAUCAUAAAAAAAUGAGCUGCAGUGAAUGAUUAUGGAACAAGAUUACGGGACAUUUUAGUGAGUCAUUCUUAUUCAAACCGAGCGUGGUUGAUAUUUGAACCACGCUAUCGAAACCCUGGCCUCAACUCCAGCAGCCAGGCCGACACACAUGUACUUUGAACUUCUCUUCAAGUGCAAACAAAAAUCAUCCGUAAGUUUUUGCUCCUGUAUGAUUUAAAGAUUCUCCGGCCAUCUAGCCGCCCUCCCAGCCCGCCAGCAGCCUCCCCCAUUCUGUCACGCUUGUUUUAAGUCCCAUACAGCGUGUGA
Molecule: messenger RNA, 8121 nt
Organism: Xiphias gladius (swordfish)
Lineage: Eukaryota; Metazoa; Chordata; Actinopteri; Istiophoriformes; Xiphiidae
Product: protein sidekick-1-like
Exons: 48
Coding region: 1-6537 (2178 amino acids)
Biological process (GO): cell-cell adhesion
Molecular function (GO): protein binding
Source: RefSeq, a predicted model, not a curated record